UGACUGAGCGCCGUGUCAUCCCGCCUGGCCCCAGGUACUCGUUCCAGGAUGAGGAGGACAUGUUCAUGGUGGUGGACCUCCUGCUGGGAGGAGACCUGCGCUACCACCUGCAGCAGAACGUCCAGUUCAGUGAGGACGCGGUGAAACUCUACCUCUGUGAGAUGACGCUGGCACUGGACUACCUGCAGAGCCAGCACAUCAUCCAUAGAGAUGUAAAGCCAGACAAUAUCCUAUUAGAUGAACAAGGUCACGCUCACCUGACGGACUUCAACAUAGCAACAAUAAUAAAAGAUGGAGAGAGAGCGACAGCCUUAGCUGGAACCAAGCCCUACAUGGCCCCAGAGAUCUUCCAGUCUUUUGUGAGUGGAGGGACGGGCUACGCCUUUGAAGUAGACUGGUGGUCACUAGGGGUGACAGCCUUCGAAGUGCUGCGCGGAUGGAGGCCCUAUGAUAUUCAUGCCAGUAACUCAGUGGAGUCCUUGAUUCAGCUCUUCAGCACAGUCAGCGUCCAAUACAGCCCAGCCUGGCCCAAGGAUCUGGUUUCUCUUCUGAGGAAGCUACUGACAGUGAACCCAGAGCAUCGCUUCUCCAGCCUGUCUGACAUGCAGACAUCUCCCUACCUCGCUGACGUCAACUGGGACGCUGUGUUCGAGAAGAAGAUGGAGGCUGGAUUUGUUCCUAAUAAAGGUCGCCUCCACUGCGACCCCACCUUUGAGCUGGAGGAGAUGAUCCUGGAGUCACGUCCCCUUCACAAGAAGAAAAAGAGGCUGGCUAAGAACCGGUCUCGAGACAACAGCAAGGAUUCACAGUCUGAAAACGACUACCUACAGGAGUGCCUUGAAGUGGUGCAGCAAGAGUUCAUGAUCUUCAACCGUGAGAAGUUGAAAAGGCGUCAGGAGGAGGGUCAGUCGGAGGCCGGGGGCGACGAUGCCAGCGGAGACGGGGACGGAGAGGCGGAAACCGGAGCCACCGACGACGACGCGCCAGAACCAGAGCCAGAACCCGACCCUGAACCCGAGCCCGAGUCCUCCUCCAAACUGAGCAUGUGCGGCUCGGUGUGCUCCUCCCCCGGCAGCUGCUAGCGGCGCAUCGCCUCACAGUGACGAUGGCAGGUCUCUCUGGCCGCUGCAGUGUUUGUGCCAUGCCGAUAGAUACGUUCUCACCCCUCUUCCUCUGUUGUAGCCCCGAGCGGAGGAAACGCACAGCGGGGCGACUUGACGCACAGCAGGACCCAAAAUGGCUCCCACCAUCUCCCCCCACCCCUCUCUUUUCUUGUUUUGUUUUAGUAGCAUCCUUCUGGUAAGGCAUGAAUGAAGCAGAUUCCCAGAGAGUCUCUGUCUACUGUACCCAUCCGCCCUAGAGUAAGCUCUAACUUCUAUGCAAUGUUACAGUAUAGCAUGACAAAUAAGGUAUCACUUACUAGGAGGUGUCGUUCUUAAGCAGAAAGCUCCACGAGCAUGAUGACAUCUUGAGCAAUAGCAGUCCAUGGUUUUGGGGGGUUAGUGGUUUUGGUGGAGGCGCCUCCCCUUUCUCUCCUCGCUGUUCCAAAUCUGAUGGGGACGACUGAAUUAUUCAGCACACGCAGGCACUCAGUUUAUUUUAUUGCCUGUGUCUUCAGUUCACUCUUCCCCCCCAGCCUCUUUCAUGUGACGUGUGCCCUAAUUUGGAACGAUUGUUUUUUCGUUUUUUCUCCUGGAGCGCCUUCCUCCUGGUGCAACACCUUUGUGAGACACAUUUACAGUAAGUGUUGAUGGCUGCUCUCCGUCGGCCAAGACGGUGUGGCUGGUUUCAUGUUGUAAACCUGUUUAAAGUUGUGCCUGUCGAUGAUAAUCAGUAUUCGUUAAUCACAUCGUAGCCAUUAAUGCAUUAUAGGUCAGAAUGUUAGUCUGAUUUUCCUCUUUAAGUGUUAGCCAGCUAUUCGUUUUCCAAGCCUUUUUUAGAAUGAUAAGGUACUGUAAUUUAUGGGAAAUCAGUACAGCAAUCAGAGGGAAAGGUUAUGCUUGUCACUGUGUCCGUAAUGGUUACAAAGAUGUAGUAUUUUAGCCCUUCACCAUGCUCUGACUCAGAGAACAUUCUGAAACUCGGCUCGGGGGAAUAAAUACCAAUCGCCAAGACUUUCAUCCUUUAAGAAUCUAUUAGAAAGCCCUUUUUGCUUCACUAGACUUCAUCAUCUCGUUAAGUGCUUGGUUAAAAUAAAGAUCACCUCCCAGUAGAGCUUGGUUUGGGGCUGUGCUUAAAUGUGUAGCUGUUGGUACUAUAGAUGAGCUAGUCUAUGACUGUCCUUGUGAUAGUGGUACAUUUAAGGUGGCACCAUUCAUCUCAGUCUCAACACCUGGGAAUAUGUAGCAAAAGACCACCUUAAAACCCUAAGGCCUAACAAAACGAAAACCAUGUAAAUAGCAUACAGUGUAGGUAAUUAAACUCACCACAGUUUUAUGUGGGACUGCGAACUCGACGUGUAAACUUAAGGAAAAGCCGCGUGAAGCUCCACACCGCUUCAUUCUGCUCUUCUUUCCAAGUGUGCAGGCACAACUUGUAGGCAAAAUAUGCCAAAGCUUUUCUACCAUUUGCAUAACCAUUUCUAAGGAACUUUGAGUGUGUGAAUGUAUGUCUCUUUUUUUCCCUGUAUAACAUAAAGUCAGUUCCUCUUGCAAGUGAAGAUACUAUAAUUUAUACAAUCAUAAUGUGAUUAUGUAUAAACUAUCUAUUUCAGAUAAGGGGAGGGGGGGCUUUAAAGUAAUAGCAAGAUAUCUUGGGAGAUACACCUGUUUGCUGUCUUACCAAGAAGUUAUAAGAAAAGAUUAAUUCCACUCUCAGGUCUGUCUGAUAAGGAAGAAGCUUGAGCUGGCAGGCAAUUAGAUUAGCUUAGCACAAAGACCAGCAGCAGGGGCAACCAAGCGCUGUUCAAAACUUAAGAAGACCUAAUGCCUUGUUCCCACAUAGCUCUGAUGUAUGUAGUAUACCUGAUUCAUUAACCCUGCAUUAACAUCCAAAUCAAAAGUCCACAUUUUUCAACGAACUUGAGGCAACUUCCAAACUGGAGCAAAACUAAAAGGAAACUUUUGCAGACCACGAUAACAGAGAUGCCUCUAGAAACCUAAAUUUAGCCUUUCUGGCUAUGGUGACGUUUUCAGCUAUCCAUAAAGUAAUGCCUUUUCUUGCAUUGAACUUUAAUGGGAGAAGUCCUUAUUAUACAGAAUCAUGGACACCAAACAAAGCUGUGUGGAAAGCAGGCGUGAAACUCUUGAAAUACCACGAACAAAUACACAACAAAUAGCAAUGUGUAUCACAGCAUUGUACAAGUCAAGGUGGCAGCUGUUCGUCUUCUUGUGCUUGUCAUUUAUUCCUGGUAAUUCCAGCUGUCUUUGUUAACACAAUCAAUCCUUAAAAAAACAGACAAAAAAAAAACACAAGUUCCUACUAUAAUUCUUCAAAUAGCUUAAUAAUAUCAAGCACAUUCUAAAAGACGUGUAAUGAGGUUGAGUUGUUUUAUUCCAGAGUUGGGAUGUGUUCAACACAACACUGUUAGAAAUGUAAUCUUAUUGCCUUUAACAACACACUUUGGACAUCCAUGUUUAAUUGUUUUUGCCAUCACUUUUUAGUGCCAAAUCAAUAUAUCAGAGCUUCAGAAAGUCCCAGAUAGAAGCUGGAUGUGAACGUGAAUGCUGUUUACAAGUUGUACCUCUGAUGUGGCCCGAACAUGGCAUCAGCUUCUACCAAAAGAGGCAAAACACAACAUCAAAGCAGUCUUACUUACAUUUUGUCUUCAUAGAUGAUUUGCUAAUGUUAGCUGCAGGUAAACCAACUUUUAGGAAUCCCUUGAUGGUUGAUGGUCAAUACCUCCAAAGCGUGGACUGGCUGCUUGGUCAAAUAUAAUGUCUUAUUUGCAUUUUCUACAUGUGUUAAAUACAGCAUAUGUGUGAAUCACCUUUACUGAUGCUGAACUGAAUGACAGAAGUCAGGUAAUUUGUAAAAUAAUGUACUUACUAGUGCUAAGCUAGGCUAAUUGCCUCCCAGCUCUACCUGAGCCAGUGUUAUUCUAUCUACAUCCCACUGUAUGGGAGGGUCCACUAAGGUCUGUGUGACAUAAAUUUCACCAUCUGCCCAAGUCCACAAGAGACAACAAAUCCAUGUGCAGCCCCAAACUGUCCACAUGGACUGAUUAGCAGCAGUGUUUAUUCGUGGAAUACCUGCUGCGUGCAACACAAUCCUCUGUGUACACUAGAAAGUAAUGUGAUAACAACAAUGCGUCCGUGGUGACCACACCAGUCCGUGAGCACGUCCACAAGGGAGUAGAAUCAAGGCUUUGGGCUAGUGUUGUUCUUUCUGCAUCUGCAAGCAUCCAAGGAUCUGCUCGGGUCUGAAUGAUUAAUUUCAUCAUCAGAGAGCGUACAGACGUGCGUGAACCUUCCAAUUUUUGCAACAGACAGGCAAACACUGCUCUUCAAGGACAACUCCAACAGCAUAUGUGCUGAAAUACAUGGAUGCCGAUCUACUGCGCAUGUAGGGAACGCAUCCUUGAAGUGGACAUCAAGAGGACUAGAAAGAAGUAGAAUAACAACAACUGCACAUCCGCGGUGUCUACAUCUGUCCCUGUUGGCGUACGCAAGGGAGUUCAGACAUCAGAGUGGAAGCAAUCUUCUCACCUCAUCUUCUAUAAGAAAGCAAAUAAGUGUAUUUCCCAGCAAGUUGAACUAUUUCUUUAAACACUAUUCAUUAUGAUUAGAUUAAGACGCUUUGUUAAAGAGAUAUAAAGUGGCAUCUCCAAGUCUGCCAAAAUAUAUGAUGAAUUUAAUAGUCUUGAGCCCUGUGCUUUUUUUGCAUGUACCUUUACAGUAUAAGCCUGUUUUUGCCAAAGCCUGGAGCUUGAGCCUUACCGGCUGAUUUGUGCAUGCACAAGCUUUUGGUAAUAGCAUACCUCGACGCUCACCUGAUUAUCGACACAGUCCAAAAUCAGAGUAUAACUGGCCUGCGUGACUGUUUCUGGACAGUGAGUUUUGUGAACUUUAAACUGUAUAAAUCAUAUAAUCCCAGUGUUAUAUGGAUGGCAUGAUAUUUUUAGAUGAUAUGCAGUACCUUUUGGCAUCCUGUAGGUUGUCUUAAUGCUUUGUUCAAGUAUACAGGCUCGUACCCUUGUGGAUGAGUGGAAUGAGGUCAGCAGCUGUGUGUGAUGCUCUGUUGUGGAUUAAGUGUUGCAUUAUUGUCUGUGCAGCAAAGAAAGAAUAUUUGGAACUGGGGCAGGUUUUCACUUCAGCCCAAUACAGAAUUUGCUGCAUUAUUUAGAAAAAAAAACUGAAUGUUUCCAUUUGUGGAAAAGAAAGCUUGGUUAUUUCUGAGUCUCAUUAAAUCGGUCGACACAGAAUCAACAUAGGCCUGAAGUGUACUUGUAAUUAUAUGUUAAUCAUUUGUAAAUGGAUAACGAUUGAUUUUCCUGGUUAAUUUAAGUGUAGCUUUUCUCUAAGUUACAGUACUAAUCUGCAAUUUUGGCAUUUGUUCCUUGAUAUCGGUGAUCAGUCCUUAUCGGACCGUGCUUGCAAACCCUCCUGACAUGUUUCUUUAUGUGUUAAUGUUCUGGAUGCCGUUAGGUGUUUCAAAAUAAAAAAAAAGGCAUUGUGCUAGUGUUUGACCAGCAACAGCAUGUCUCCUUUUCAACUGUUUUACUGAUUGAUGCUCUCGAGACGUACCAUUCUGUAGGUGUCUUACUCCGUGGAUACAGUUUGAAGCUCAGUGCCCUGUUGAGAAAACAAAUGAAGAAGAAAACGUGAUCCCAUGCCGCCCCGUUUCCUCCCUGUGAUCCUAUUUUGCAUAACGUUCUUGUGCUGCAGGAUUUUUACAGGGAAUCAGUGAAAAAGCCUUGUUACUGUACCAACUGAAACUGCUCCGUGUGUUCAACAACAUGCUGCUUUAACUGCUUUGAUAAAGAAAUAAAUCUCCUUCCAGUAA
Stegastes partitus (bicolor damselfish) is the source of this 5943-nucleotide messenger RNA. Its product is annotated as serine/threonine-protein kinase 32C-like. The transcript is spliced from 9 exons. NCBI's taxonomy places the organism in Eukaryota, Metazoa, Chordata, Actinopteri, Pomacentridae. Gene Ontology annotation, biological process: protein phosphorylation; G protein-coupled receptor signaling pathway; regulation of signal transduction. The annotation marks the transcript as partial. Gene Ontology annotation, molecular function: G protein-coupled receptor binding; G protein-coupled receptor kinase activity; ATP binding. The record is from RefSeq and is a predicted model, not a curated record.